GCUUAAUUUCUCUUUAGUAUAUUUAUAUGGCAUUUAUAAUAAUGGACCAAUAAGAAGAGAUGGGCGUUGCUUCUGAUGUUACGUCAUACUGCUAGUUCAUUGGAAGGUGUAAACACAACAGUUUUUACUUAGUUUUCGGUUAGUACUUUUCUAUAUUGUUGGUUAAAUAUUUUUCUUUCUGCUGGUUCACCACUUUCUGUUUUUUUUUUUUUGUUUCUGAAUAGUAUUAAAAUCUCAUAAGUGAACGUAAAAAUGAGUGAAGAAGCCUCUUCAUCUGGAAUGGAGAAAUCUAAUUUGCAAGAUACCAAUGAAAGUUGUGACGAAGAAUUGACUGAAGAAGAGGAACUGGACUUGAAUAAUAUGGACAGUUAUUUUGAUGCAGAAAUUGGGGAUUUGGUAAAAUCCCAGUUUUGCAUUCUAAAAAAACUCGGCCAGGGCCAAUUUUCGAAUGUUUGGUUGUGUCGGGAUAUUUUAAAAUCUGAAUACAUUGCAAUGAAAGUUAUCAGAAGUAAAACAUUCUACAGGGAAUGUGGGCAUCAUGAAAUAGAUAUGUUUAAAAAGAUUCCUUCUACUGAUCCUUCAGAUCAAAGAUGUGAAAGAUUAAUGAAACUUUCAGAAAACUUUAUAGUACCAAGCAAAGUUGAAGGCGUUCACGUAUGCAUGGUUUUCCAAACAAUUGGUUAUGAUUUACGCUCAUUCAUCCAAGAAAGAUAUUCCGAAGGAGCUCCACUAUUUAAAGUCAAGAGCAUAAUUCGACAAAUUCUGGAAGGGGUUGAUUAUUUGCACUCAAAAUGUGGAAUUAUACAUACUGAUCUCAAACCAGAAAAUAUAUUAAUUUGUCUUGGUGAUGAUGAUAUUAGAAUGAUAGUGGAUUUCGCCAAUAUGCAAGAAAUAAGGCCUGAAAGUGGAGAGGAUCAAAUUAAUAAAAAUGCUGAGAGUUCUUUUGGUAAAAUUCAAGAAACUGGCAAUGAAAAUGCAUCUGGGUCUGGUGCUGUUUCUGGGGAUAUCCAAACAAAAAAAUUCAAAUCACGUUCACCUGUAGAUUGUACUCCUAGACUAAAUAUAUUUUCAAGAGGAGACAUAAAGAUCAAAAUUACUGAUUUUGGUACUAGUUGUACAAGGUCAGAUAUACUUUCAUCUCCAAUUCCAACUAGCCCUUAUACAUCACUAGAAAUUUUAAUAGCUGCAGACUAUGGGCCUCCUGCUGAUAUAUGGAGCAUAGCUUGUAUAGCAUAUGAGCUAGCUACUGGAGAUGUUUUAUUUUAUCCACCUUCUUUCGACGGUGUUUCAAAACAUGAAAUUCAUAUUGGUCUCAUGAUACAACUACUUGGAAAUAUACCCAGAACAAUUCAAGAUGCAGGAUUGCUGUCACCUAAAUAUUUAUCAGAAUCAGGAGACUUAAUAAAUGUUGAUACAUCAGAGCGAUGCUCCUUAGAUCAAAGACUCGCCCUACUAAAAAAAUGGAAUAUUAUGCUAGCAUUUCCGUUUGCAGAUUUUUUGUUAAGUAUGCUGAAGUAUGAUCCUACGAGAAGGCCUACUGCUUCUGAAUGCCUUCAAGAUCCUUGGUUAAAAUUAUAAUUGUUAUAACAAUGGUUCUAUAAUUUGCAACUUAUGAAUUGCAAUAUAUAAUUAUUAUUAUUAAUUUGGCCUCUUCUACUGUGAAAGGUUCCUGGUUGUAGAGCCUGAUCAUAGAGUCUCGAUCCUGUACAAGUUUAUUGCGCCUGGUACAUAUAUAUAUAAUAUAAUUUGAUGGAUUUAUGAUUUUUUUGUAACAACAUUUCUGUGAAAUUUUUAUCAUUUACUUUGAACUUUAAGUUUUCAG
This is a messenger RNA of Nezara viridula (southern green stink bug), 1822 nucleotides long. Lineage: Eukaryota; Metazoa; Arthropoda; Insecta; Hemiptera; Pentatomidae. The record is from the annotation of a GenBank genome assembly.